This is a messenger RNA of Ctenopharyngodon idella (grass carp), 6797 nucleotides long. RefSeq names its product patched 2 (gene ptch2). Gene Ontology annotation, molecular function: hedgehog receptor activity; smoothened binding; hedgehog family protein binding. The record is from RefSeq and is a predicted model, not a curated record. Gene Ontology annotation, biological process: smoothened signaling pathway. NCBI's taxonomy places the organism in Eukaryota, Metazoa, Chordata, Actinopteri, Cypriniformes, Xenocyprididae. The transcript has 22 exons. Gene Ontology annotation, cellular component: plasma membrane. The coding region runs from base 507 to 4856 and encodes 1449 amino acids.
ACUUCCCCCUCCCGGCGCUGAUGUGAGGGGCUGCCUGCCUGGGUGGUCUCCCUCUCUCUCCACUUUGGUGAGCUGUUGCUUAGCAGCUAAUAAUAGGAGAUGUUUGCAAAGUAAUUUGCCUCUUCCUCGGCCAAUGAGAACCAGAGCACUUUUCCAUCAAACCACCCUUUUCAGGGUUUGCAAAGGGGCUACCUCUCCAAAUGUUACUGCAACAGGAUCAGAGGUAGACUGGCGGAAUCCGCUCGCGACUUUCUUCUGCUUUAAAACGAGUUACGCGCUAUAGCUGGACGAAUGAAGACCGAAGGAUCUAUACGGAUUCGCGCACAUAAUGUUGGGAUGGAGUUGGAAGACUUUGGCUCAAGGAAAGACUAGAGAAUAUUUCUUAAAGUUGAACCCGGUGGAUGCGCGUGUCGCGAAUCUUGGAUUAUUACUAUUAUCGCCUCUGCCUAACGCACCGCGUUUGCCUUUAACUUUCUUCAGCGCUUCUUCUGCCUCCCGUUUGGACUAUGGCCUCGGAUCCCAGAGACCCGGGACCGGCCGGUGGUGUUUUUGGAGAUUUACCCCCAAGUUACACACGCUCUCCGCCGCCUGUGAACUCAGAUCUCCUCCGAAGACCCAGUUACUGCCACGCCGCUUUUGCGUUAAAACAGAUUUCUAAGGGGAAAGCUGUGGGACAGAAAGCACCACUGUGGAUUCGGGCGAAGUUCCAGGCUUUUCUCUUUUCUCUGGGCUGUCACAUCCAGCGACACUGUGGAAAAGUCCUUUUCAUUGGACUGCUUGUGUUCGGAGCCCUGUCUGUUGGUUUGCGGGUCGCUGCCAUUGAAACGGACAUUGAGAAACUAUGGGUGGAAGCUGGCAGUCGAGUGAGUAAGGAGCUACGCUACACAAAAGAGAAGCAGGGAGAGGAGUCAGUGUUCACCUCACAGAUGCUCAUACAGACACCCAAACAGGAAGGAACCAAUAUUCUUACCCAGGAGGCUUUGCUGCUCCACCUGGAGGCUGCUUUGUCAGCCAGCAAAGUUCAAGUGUCUCUUUAUGGAAAAUCUUGGGAUCUUAAUAAAAUUUGCUUCAAAUCUGGAGUCCCAAUUAUUGAAAAUGUCAUGAUUGAGAGGAUGAUUGACAAGCUUUUCCCCUGUAUGAUCGUGACUCCUUUGGACUGCUUUUGGGAAGGCUCCAAGUUGCAGGGAGGCUCCGCCUACUUACCGGGCAUGCCUGACAUUCAGUGGAUGAAUCUGGACCCCCUCAAGCUAAUGGAAGAGUUGAGCCAGUUUACAUCUUUAGAGGGCUUUCGAGAGAUGCUGGAUAAGGCUCAGGUUGGCCAUGCCUAUAUGAACCGCCCAUGCUUGGAUCCCAACGACACAGACUGCCCUUACAGUGCCCCUAAUAAGGACCCAUGGCAGGUUCCCGACAUUGCUGCUGAACUUCAGGGUGGUUGCCAUGGUUUCUCCAAGAAGUUCAUGCACUGGCAGGAGGAGUUGAUCCUGGGUGAAAGAGUAAAGGACUCCCAGAAUGCCUUGCAGAGCGCGGAGGCUCUUCAAACCAUGUUCCUCCUCAUGAGUCCUAAACAGCUCUAUGAGCACUUUAAAGAUGACUAUGAGAUCCAUGACAUCAAUUGGAAUGAGGACAAGGCCACUGCCAUCUUGGAGUCUUGGCAGAGGAAGUUUGUUGAGGUUGUCCAUGGGAGCAUUCCUCAGAACUCUUCCUCCAAUGUUUACGCCUUCUCUACCACCACUCUUAAUGACAUCAUGAAGUCUUUCUCUGACGUCAGCGUAAUCAGGGUGGCAGGUGGUUAUCUGCUCAUGCUGGCAUACGCAUGCGUGACCAUGCUCCGUUGGGACUGUGCUAAGUCUCAGGGUGCUGUGGGGCUGGCAGGAGUGCUGCUAGUCGCUCUAUCUGUUGCUGCAGGACUUGGACUGUGCUCACUGUUGGGGCUGUCCUUCAAUGCCGCCACCACACAGGUGCUGCCAUUCUUGGCCCUGGGCAUUGGAGUUGAUGACAUGUUCUUGCUGGCUCAUUCCUUCACUGAGACCAGAUCCAACAUCCCAUUCAAGGAGCGGACAGGUGACUGCCUGAGAAGAACAGGCACCAGUGUGGCUCUCACCUCCAUCAAUAACAUGCUUGCUUUCUUCAUGGCUGCCCUAGUGCCUAUUCCUGCUCUCCGUGCCUUCUCACUUCAGGCAGCUAUUGUGGUGGUCUUUAACUUUGCCAUGGUUCUGCUGAUCUUCCCUGCCAUUCUGAGCUUGGACCUGCAGAGGCGGGAGGACAAAAGACUGGACAUCCUGUGCUGUUUCUACAGUCCCUGUUCCUCUCGGGUGAUCCAGAUCCAGCCUCAGGAGUUCUCCGACGCUAAUGACAACCACCAGCAUGCUCCGGCCACCCCGACCUACACUGGCUCCACUAUAACCACCAGCACCCACAUCACCACCACUGUGCAGGCCUUCACCCAGUGUGAUGCAGCUGGUCAACAUAUUGUCACCAUCCUGCCACCCACCUCCCAGAUCUCCACCAGUCCUCCAUCCAUGGUCCUAUCCACACCCACUCCCACCGCUGACCCUUAUGGCUCCCAGCUGUUCACCACCUCCAGCUCUACCCGAGACCUUCUAGCUCAGGUGGAGGAGCCCAAAGAGGGACGAGAGUGUGUGCCUCUUCCCUUCUUUCGCUGGAAUCUGUCAAACUUUGCACGGGAAAAGUAUGCCCCUCUGUUGCUGAAGCCCGAAACUAAGACUGUAGUGGUCGUUGUUUUCGUGGCUCUUCUGAGCCUCAGCCUCUAUGGUACCACAAUGGUUCAUGAUGGACUUUACUUGACUGAUAUUGUUCCCAGGGACACAAAGGAGUAUGACUUCAUCACUGCCCAGUUUAAAUACUUCUCCUUCUAUAACAUGUACCUGGUUACCAUGGAUGGCUUCGACUAUGCCCGUUCUCAAAGACAGCUUCUACAACUUCACAAUGCCUUCAACUCUGUAAAAUAUGUAGUUAAAGACAGCAAUCACAGACUCCCCAGAAUGUGGCUGCACUACUUCCAGGAUUGGCUCAAGGGUCUUCAGGCUACAUUUGAUGCUGAUUGGGAAGCUGGCAGGAUCACCUCUGACAGCUAUCGCAAUGGCACAGAAGAUGGAGCGCUGGCCUACAAGCUUCUCAUACAAACUGGCUCUAAAAAAGACCCUUUCAACUACAGCCAGCUUACAUCCCGUCGCCUAGUGGAUGAGGAUGGUCUCAUUCCACCAGAGGUUUUUUACAUCUACCUGACAGUAUGGGUCAGUAAUGAUCCGCUGGGCUAUGCUGCCUCCCAAGCCAACUUUUACCCCCAUCCUCGGGAGUGGAUCCAUGAUAAGUACGACACCACUGGGGAGAACCUUCGCAUCCCUGCGGCAGAGCCUCUAGAAUUUGCUCAGUUUCCUUUCUACCUAAAUGGCCUCAGACAAGCCUCAGACUUCAUUGAAGCCAUUGAGAGCGUGCGCACAAUCUGCGAGGAGUUCAUGCGGCAGGGAAUCCAGAACUAUCCAAACGGCUACCCCUUUUUGUUUUGGGAACAGUACAUUGGUCUGCGCCACUGGUUCUUGCUGUCCAUCAGCGUAGUGCUUGCCUGCACCUUCCUGGUGUGCGCCAUCCUUCUGCUCAACCCCUGGACCGCAGGCAUCAUUGUUUUUAUUUUGGCCAUGAUGACAGUGGAACUUUUUGGUAUCAUGGGCCUAAUUGGUAUCAAGCUGAGUGCCAUUCCUGUGGUCAUCCUUAUAGCCUCUGUUGGUAUUGGAGUGGAGUUUACUGUGCACAUUGCACUGGGUUUCCUGACUGCCAUUGGGGACAGGAACACUCGUUCAGCCGUGGCUAUGGAGCAUAUGUUCGCUCCUGUGAUUGACGGCGCCAUAUCCACUCUGCUGGGAGUGCUCAUGCUUGCUGGCUCGGAGUUUGACUUCAUCAUGAGAUACUUCUUCGCAGUGUUGGCCAUACUGACAUUGUUGGGGAUCCUGAACGGUUUGGUGCUACUUCCGGUACUGCUUUCGCUCAUGGGCCCCCCAGCUGAGGUCAUACCCGCUAACAACGGCAAUCAUUUGCAAAGUCCCUCUCCGGAGCCCAUGCCUCCUCCUAUGAACCACCAUGGGUACUACGCUGGGCACAUCCCCAAGGGACCCCGUCAGGCGUUCUCUGAGACCUCUGACUCAGAAUACUAUUCUGAAACUACGACAACCUCUGGCAUCUGCGAGGAGGAGUACAAGUACUGUGACAGGAGCACAUACAUCACACCACCAGCUCAACCUCCAACCUCUCAUAUUCUGCUUGAAGCCAGCAAGAACCCCAGCUUCCCUAAGCUCACAGUGGUGAAACCUUUUAAUGAAAGCAGCUCUAAAGGACAGAACAGUGAGUCUAAGCAGAAUGCCGUCAACUCGGUCAGUUCGCAGAUCACACGGUGGGACAACAAACACGAGUACCAAGGGCAGAGGAGACAACAUUUACCUAGCGACAGGACCCACUGUCCUCGUAGGACUACUCAGUGUGGCCCAGGGCCACAACCAGGGAGAGGGCAGCAUCAAAACAGGACUACAGCCCCAGUCCACAGCCCUGGGGCAUUGCAGCGCCCUAACAAUGCCAUUACCAUGGUUACAGCAACAGCCUCUGUGACAGUGGCAGUGCACCCCAGUUUGCCGGGGUCGUACCAGGGUUACAUGCACGAGGGUUUUGAGAAUAACGAGUCAGACUCUUUAGAUGACUCUAAGAGGACUUCUCAAACAUAUGGGAAAGCUACACAUUAUAAGAGGGACUCUUUGGAACUUCAAGAUCUGGAAUCCACAGAAAAAAGCCAGCAUCAAGCUAACCAGACACUAGGUGGUGCAUGGAUUCAAGCAGCCAAAGAUUGCUAGACUGCUCCCAGCCCCCACAUCCCUUUGUCUGGAAUCUCUGGCUGUUUUGGGAAGUUCCCAACCCCAGCCCAGUGUCUUUUAUCUCUUUGAACUGUACAUAGACCUCACACAGACAAGAGGAUUUAUUUUAAAAUUAUUAAAAAGGUCUUCUUAGACAUUUAUAAAUAUAUAUAUAUAUAUAUUUUAAUACUAAAAAGAGGGAAACUAUUUUAAAAUGUGCUGUAUAACUUGUGUAUUCUCUUGUGUAAAUGUCAGAUGUAUAGAUUAUAAAAUGUGCUAUAUGUAAAAAUAAGUGAAAUGAUAUUGGUUAUUGAAAUGCAAGGUCAGUGUUCUUUUUUUUUUUUUUUUUUUUUUUUUUUUGCUGCUACUCUUCAAAUUUAAUAUGACGUGUCUUGAAAAUAUGCAGUACCCCUUUCCCCAACAUAAGCCAAGAUUUAACUUUAUAUUAACAAGUUCUUAAACUGCAGCCAAUAGGAAGCUUAUCUGUUUUGUUCAAAGAUGUUGACUUAUAUUUGAUUGCACUGUACAAAAUCAAAACCUAUAUAGAUAACAGUUUUUCUCAGUUGAAAUUUCCAGGUUUUUUCCUUUAUUUAUUUUACUGACAGCAACCAUUGUGCCUUCUUAACUUUUAAUCUUACAAAAAAUAAUUUGUCAAACUGUUGCAUCACUAUACUGUUGUCAUUGAUAUGGACUGUUAGCCUAAUGUUAUCAUCUGUUUUAUGACUUCUCAUGGUUUUACACAUCCUUGUUAGCAUGAAAUGCUCUGUCUAGUACAGUGUGCAGUGAACAGCAGGGCUAUAGGUCUAAUGUUUCCUGUUACAUUAUUCCGUUAUAUACUCAUUUAUAUACUUGAAGGGGUGGUUAAAUUACUUUUGUUUGUGAUUUUCCUCUAUGGUUAUUUUAGCCAUACAUGAGUAAGCUUCAGUUUGUCACUAUAUAUGCCCCAGCAAAAGUUUGGGAGACAUCAGGCAAACGUGUAGUUUACCCAAAUAUCAUUCAGAAAGGGAAUUUUGUGCGAGUGCAAAAUGAGAUUUUUGUUUGCUUGUUUGUUUUCUCUUUUUUUGUCAUCUUGUUGGCUGCUUUGUACAUUGCAAAAGCCCUGCGCAAUCGUUUACCUGGUAGUUGCCCUCUGGGCUUCUCCCAUAAGGCCAGUGUAGGGACAGAUAAAUAGCUAUGGUGCUAGUCUUCCUAGUGUUCUGUCUGCAAUGCAGUUCUUUCUUAGGUCCAAUAUUCAGCCAAAAGCUCACUCAUUCAGUAUUGGUCAAGUCACUGCCAGAAUAAAUGCAGGGAAAAGUGUUAAUGUAAGUGGCAGCUUCUCUCACUCUCUAUCUCUUUAUUUAACAAAAUAUGUUUUAACAGAAACAAACCAAGUAGCUACUGUAUCUGGAAGACAACGCAAAAUAAGCAAUCUAAAGCACAUGUACAGCUUAAGGACAGGAGUGGCUUGGGCAGACAGGAGACAAGGGUAGGGGAUGGGGGUCCUGCAUAGGGGUUUUGUUUCAAAUGUAUGUCAUGCCAUAUAAAUUAUUUAUAUUAAAUUUUUAUUUUUGUAGUUUGUACAGAUGUUAGUCACUAGACUGAAGUUAUAUUUUUAAAGAGUAAAUAUAUUAUAAAUAUAAAUAUAUAAUUAUAUCUAUUUGUUUCUGAGAUUUUGUUUUUUUUUUUUGUGGGAGGAGUAUGGGUGGAGCAGGCUUUGAAAUGUUCAUAUUGCUGUUGGAAAUAAUGAAGGCAAGGUGUGGCUACGGUCGUCCACCUUGUGUAGACUCGUUGCCUUUCCUUCUUUAUGUAAAGAUUUGAAGAGUUUCUGGUUUUGUUGUUGACUAAAACACUGUGACUUCAGAAAACUUUGUGGAAAAAAAGAAAAGAAAAACCUUUUGUGACCAUCAUUUCCUUCACCCUUUAUAGGAACUCAACUAACAAAAUAAAUGGGGAAAAAAACAA